AAAACAAUCAGUAACAAGAUGAAAACUCGACUUGUGUCGCUGACAUAUCGCGGCAGUGCAUCCGUCGAUCCCCGCUACUCGGCGUCCAUGCUGCCAUGGACCAUCAACGAUAUUCGAUCAACCGAGAGCUAUACAAAGCUUUCAGUUGGCGUUGAGCAUGGCAUAUUAGAGUCCUACAAUUCGGACUUUGAGCUGCAAUUUAGUCAUCCGCUCAAGCACAUCGUGGGCAUGUGCCGCAUCAUCCACAAACCGCAGGCGAAGAGCAUCGGCAACGGUUUCAUGCAGCUCAAAUCAAAUGCUGUGCAGGCCAAUUGUUCAACCGCCGCCGCCGCCGCAUCUGUCUGCAACUCAUCCUCAACAACUGCCACUGGUGCUGCUAGUGCUGCUGCUAGCAACUCAUUGUCCGUAAAUGGGUCGCGUCAUGGUCUGACCACAUCUACAUCCUAUGGUUCGCUCUCGUCCAGCGCUGCAGCCGCUUAUCAGCUGCAACAGCAGCAGCAGCAACAGCAGCUGCAGGCCGCAGCCGAUGCAGAGCAACCACAAAACUUUAUGGAAUUUCAAGGCCCCAUCACUGGACUCGUGUAUCUACUAAAAGAUCCCAAGGAUCCGCUGCUGCACAUUUAUCUAUUCGAAUGCGACACCGUCGAAGAGAUGGCGGAGCUGAUGCAACAGAUGCGGGAUCCGGCACAUACGCUGGGCGGCUCUGUGGGCAGCAUACCACAGACACUGAUUGCAGGGGGCAAUGGUGGCGGUCAUGGCACACUGAAUGGCAUACAUGCCACACCGGCAACAAAUUUGAAGAUGAGCGAAGCGCUUAGGAAUGCCCAGCACGAUGCUAGUCCCAAUAUUGUGAGCUCCAAGAUGAAGGCAUCCAAGUCGUAUACGCACGGUUUGAGCAGCUCGUCGGGCACUGUGAACAUUCCCACGUCAACAUCGGCGCAGAGUAAUCUGUCGCUGCUGACGGACAUUUCACCAAAUCACACCCACUUCUUUGAGGUUAUGUAUGUGGGCAAGAUACGUGUCUCGCAGAAGCGGGUGCCCAACACCUUCAUUGACGAUGCCCUGCCCAAGUUCAAGGCCUACGAUGAGCAACGUUUGCGGCUCUUCCAGAAUCGUAAGAUGUCCCUGAGCAGCGAGGGUGGUGUUGGCAUUGUGGCCAAGAGUGCCGGCAGCACUCUCAAGAGCCAAGAAGUCAAAGAAGUGGAUGAGGAGGAUCAGGAGUCCCAGUCCAUGCCGCAAGAGGAGCACCAAUUGAUGGGCGCCGAAUCGGAUGCCAUACCACAACCACAAAUCGAAGAGAACAAGGAGAACAAAUCGCCAGCUAAACGCGUUCUGCUGCGCGGCCAAAGCCACGCGGAGCUGGGCGAAAAGAUCAGCUCGGAGGAUAGUCAGCAACUGGAGGCGCCCAACGUUAUUGUAAACAAACAACCAACGCCACCAAGAGAGGAGAGCGAGCCAGCUGCCACAUCAUCAAAUGCAAAUCCAAAUGCAAAUGCAACUGCAACUGCAACGGCUCCAGCAGUGGAGAACCUACCCAAGCUAAGGGAUCGCUCCGCCUCGCAGGGCUGUAUACCGCCGUUUGUGGAACAGAAUCGCACUAUGGUCUUCCUGGUUGGACGAAGCGAUUUGAGGCUGAUCUCGCCGGAUCGCAAACAGUUGCUACUGUAUAAGGAUUUCAAGGAUGUGGCCAGCUGUGUGCACGGCCAGAAGUCACUGGAUCACUUCGGCAUCAUCUGUCGCGAACUGAACAACGAGGGCUACAUUGGCUACGUGUUCAAGUGCCAGUCGGAGCACGUCUGCGAUGAUAUUGUGGCGGCAAUUGUGCAGGCAUUCGAUACCUGUGCCGAGCAGAAAAAGAAACAGGAGACACAAAUCAUCAGCUGCGAGCAUUGCCCUAUGCUCUGGUACCACAAGUUGUGCACGGACGUGGAAGGUCUAUCGGAGAAGAAGACACAAUCAAUGAUCUAUCGUCGCAUCGCCACGCUGAGCGAAGACGAACAGGAAAUGGUGAAGGCCAAAUACUAUGGCUCCGAGAAGACCAACUCAUCGGUCGAGGAGCAGAAUCAGUUUCUUAUGAUGCUGUUGCGCGCUCACUGCGAGUCCAGGCAGCAGCGACAUGUCCACGACACCGCCGAGAACCGGUCUGAGUUUCUCAAUCAAAUAUUGGGUGGCAGCACCAUUUUCACGAAGGCGAAACGCUCACUGACCAAUUCCUUUGAUAAUCUGAUCAAGCGCAAGCCGUCUACGGUUGAUAUUACUGUGCAGCCGCACAAUCUGCGGGAGAUACGCGAGGGCUCCGCUGAACCACUGGGCACCCAGUCACCCCCCGAGGGAUUCCGUUCGCGCUCGAAUACGGUAGGCGCAAGUCCCAGCAACAAGCCAAGCGCCGAUCAGCUCAAGAGCCCCAUGAUGGACAUCUUUAUUAAAGUGGGCAACAGUCCGAAGGAGGCGGAAACACAUCAGGGCUCCUGGCGACAAGCCAUACUUAACAGUGUGGUGACGCCAUCCAAGGGUUUGGACAGUGAGGCGCCCACCGAAUUUCUAUCGCCCAUGCGCAAGCCUGCCAAGCGUGGCAAGAGAGAUGCCGCCGAGCUGCGUGAGCUGUGGCGCACUGCAAUACGACAGACGAUCAUGCUGAAUCGCAUGGAGACGGAGAAUGCCAUGCUGCAGGCGCGUCAGAACGAGAACGAGCUGAAACGCAUCAAGUUGGAUUACGAGGAGAUAGUGCCGUGCGACAAGCAGCUGAUCGAGCGCUGGGAGCAAAUCAUUGAGCGGAACUCAAUGCAGAUUGGCAACAAGAAGGAUCCCAAGGUGCUGCGCCAUGCUAUACGCACUGGAGUGCCGCGCUCCAAGCGUGGUGAUGUCUGGACCUUCCUCGCCGAGCAGCACUCGAUGAAUAUGGCGCCUGUGGAUACGAAACGUUUCCCCAACUUCAAUACACCGUAUCAUACGCUGCUCAAGCAAUUAACCGAGCAUCAGCAUGCGAUAUUUAUUGACUUGGGUCGCACCUUUCCCAAUCAUCAGUUCUACAAGGAUCCACUUGGACUGGGUCAGCUAUCGCUGUUCAAUCUGCUGAAGGCCUACUCCAUACUUGACCCAGAGCUGGGCUACUGCCAGGGUCUGGGCUUCAUUUGUGGCGUGCUCCUCUUACAUUGCGACGAGGCCAGCGCGUUUCAGCUGUUGAAGCACCUAAUGUUCUGCCGCAAUAUGCGCACCAAAUACCUGCCGGACAUGAAGAAGUUUCAGCUGCAGUUGUAUCAGCUGUCGCGUCUUGUUAAGGAUCAUCUGCCCGAUUUGUAUGUGUGGUUGGAUCAGAACGAUGUUUCGCCCACUUUGUAUGCCGCACCCUGGAUCCUGACCGUAUUCAGUUCACAGUUCCCAUUGGGUUUUGUGGCGCGCAUUUUUGACCUGGUCUUUCUGGAGUCCUCGGAUGUUAUCUUUAAGUUUGCCAUUGCUAUGCUGUCGGUGCACAAGCAACAGCUGCUGGCGCGCGAUAACUUUGAGGAAAUCAUGGACUACUUGAAGUCGGUGGUGCCGAAAAUGGAGUCGCACAGCAUGGAGCAAAUAAUGAAACUAGUCUUCACGCUGGACAUUGGCAAGCAGCUGGCCGAAUACAAUGUGGAAUACAAUGUGCUCCAGGAGGAGAUAUCCACGACGAAUCAUCAUCUGGAAAUGUUAAACAGAGAAAGGGCGCAGAAUCAGCAUCUGGAGCAGCAGCUGCAGUUCGCUCAAUCGUCCAUUGCGCAGCUGGAAACAACGCGCUCGUCGCAGCAAACGCAAAUCACAACGCUGCAAUCACAGGUGCAAUCGUUGGAGCUGACUAUACAAACGCUCGGACGUUAUAUUGGUCAAUUGGUUGAGCACAAUCCAGAUCUGGAGCUGCCCAGCGAGGUGCGGCGCAUGCUGCAGCAGCUGGAUGAUUUGGAUCGACAGCGACGCAAGCCAAUAUUUGCCGAGCGUAAAAUUAACAAAUCAAUUUCAGUCAACAGUCACUUGGGGUUUCCACUCAAGGUGGUCGAAGAGCUGAGCGAAAGAGACGAACCUGGUUCGCCACAAAAGCAGAGGAAGGAGAAGACACCUUUUUUUGAGCAACUGCGCCAGCAGCAACAGCAUCUGCAGCAGCAGCGCAAUCAUAGCCAAAAUGGCCAUAACGAGCCACUUAUUGUCUUACCAACACCACCAACACGUCCCAAUCGGCUGCUGGACAAUGCCAGUGCACGCAGCGUCAUGCAAACAAAGCUGGACGAGCUGAAGCUGCCGGAGCAUGUCGAUAAGUUUGUGGCGAAUAUCAAGAGUCCACUGGAGGUUGAUUCUGGAGUUGGCACGCCGCUCAGUCCGCCAAGUACCGCUAGCAGCAACAGCACCAGCAGCAGUCAGAGCACCACAGGCAGUAUAUUCAGCCGCAUGGGCUAUAAGACGACACCCUCGGCCCUGUCCCCGAUGACCAUGCGUCAUAGUUGCAGUGGUGCCAUUGGCAGUACAACAGCGCCCACAACGGUACCGCACGAACAAACCAAACCGAUCGCAAUGGCUGCCAUCGAGCUCAUCGAUGCUGUAGGUCAACAGGACCAACAGGAGCCGGAGCCGGGCAUGCAUCCACUUAGCAUGGUUGGCGGCGAUGUCCAAUGUCGUUUCAAUGGUACCACACAGCUCAAGUCAAUACGGCCCGUUCAUCAUAUGCGAGCGAUUACCUUGUCCGGCUUGCCGGCACAUAAUGUGGAUCAAACGGUUGAACUUGCGCCACCUGCUGCGGCCACCGGUCGCAGCUAACGGUUUUGAUUCAUCGGCAGGCUGAUGCGCAGCCUCUAUCGGGAGCGCAUGCCUGAGCAGCCUGAGCAGGGCUAAACGCUUACCAGUACACCUCAGUUGCGGCUAAGAUGCAAAAAUACAAAUAUAAAUGCUACAAAUUUCAUUAUUUUGCAUGUUGCGCACAAAUUGUUGCCCUACAUACAUAAACGUUAUAUAUACAGACCCCAAAUAUAAAUAUAUAUAUAUAU
This is a messenger RNA of Drosophila grimshawi, 4997 nucleotides long. It is a transcript of the gene plx, whose product is annotated as TBC1 domain family member 4. NCBI's taxonomy places the organism in Eukaryota, Metazoa, Arthropoda, Insecta, Diptera, Drosophilidae. The record is from RefSeq and is a predicted model, not a curated record. The transcript is spliced from 9 exons. Bases 19 to 4770 code for a protein of 1583 amino acids.